Messenger RNA from Populus nigra (black poplar), 1481 nucleotides. Its product is annotated as cathepsin B-like protease 3. Gene Ontology annotation, molecular function: cysteine-type endopeptidase activity. The transcript has 10 exons. Gene Ontology annotation, cellular component: lysosome. The record is from RefSeq and is a predicted model, not a curated record. Lineage: Eukaryota; Viridiplantae; Streptophyta; Magnoliopsida; Malpighiales; Salicaceae. The coding region runs from base 196 to 1320 and encodes 374 amino acids. Gene Ontology annotation, biological process: regulation of catalytic activity.
AAGAUUCCUUACUUCCCCCGUUCGAUUGUCUUUCUUCACCACCUUCCCAUUCUCUCGUUUACUCUCACCUUUCCUCCCAUAUUUAGGGUCGUCCACAUACCCUCAUAAAGUGAUCACGGCUUUCUUCAUUUGUCACGUACCUAUCUACUACUUCGUGGGUAUUUCCAUUUUCUUCUCUUAUCCAGCAAGCAGGCAAUGGCAAGUCCUCUGUAUCAUGGCACUCUCUUCUUAGUCGUAGCUGCUCUCUUUACCUUCCACUCUCAGGUUAUUGCGGUGGAACCAGUUUCCAAGCUCAAACUCAAUUCUAGGAUCCUUCAGGAUUCAAUAGUUCAAAAGGUCAAUGAAAAUCCCGAUGCUGGAUGGGAAGCUACCAUGAAUCCUCAAUUUUCCAAUUACUCUGUUGGGGAAUUCAAGUACCUUCUUGGAGUCAAACCAACACCCAAAAAGGAACUAAGAGGUGUUCCUCUAGUAAGGCAUCCAAAAUCCAUGAAAUUACCAAAAGAAUUUGAUGCAAGAACCGCUUGGCCACAUUGUAGCACCAUUGGAAGAAUUCUUGGUCAGUUGCUACCUGUUUGCAUUGCAUGGUUCUCUGUUUUUGUCUAUUUAAUUUUCAAGGGUCACUGUGGAUCCUGUUGGGCAUUUGGUGCUGUUGAAUCACUAUCAGAUCGUUUUUGCAUCCAUUAUGGCAUGAACCUCUCUCUAUCCGUCAAUGACCUCUUAGCUUGCUGUGGCUGGAUGUGCGGUGAUGGUUGUGAUGGGGGUUAUCCAAUUGAUGCAUGGAGAUAUUUUGUCCAAUCUGGUGUUGUCACUGAGGAGUGUGAUCCAUACUUUGAUGAUAUUGGCUGUUCUCACCCUGGUUGCGAGCCAGGAUUUCCUACUCCAAAGUGUGAAAGAAAAUGUGCCGAUAAGAACAAGCUCUGGGCAGAGUCCAAGCACUUUAGUGUUAAUGCAUAUAGAAUUGAUUCUGAUCCCCACAGCAUCAUGGCUGAAGUUUCCAUGAACGGACCAGUAGAGGUGGCCUUCACUGUUUAUGAGGAUUUUGCUCAUUACAAAUCAGGAGUUUACAAGCACAUAACAGGUGAUGUCAUGGGAGGCCAUGCUGUUAAGCUUAUCGGGUGGGGGACUUCUGAUGACGGGGAGGAUUAUUGGCUUCUUGCUAACCAGUGGAAUAGAGGCUGGGGCGAUGAUGGUUACUUUAAAAUCAAAAGAGGAACAAAUGAGUGUGGUAUUGAAGAGGAUGUUGUUGCUGGUUUGCCUUCAACCAGGAACCUUGUCAGAGAAGUUGCCAAGAUCGAUGCCCAUGAGCAUGCCUCGGCGUGAUAAUGGAUUAUCCCUUUUCAAAUUGAUGUGAUUUAUGUACGAAUCAUGUGCUUUAGCGAUAAAUUAUCCUAUAGUUUGAUCUCAACUGCACAAGGGAUGCUUUCUUCAACAGUACUCAAUUUGAUUGAAAUAAUAUGUGAAAGAUGCCAUAGUUUGAUCCU